CAUAAAUUGUUAGGUAAGUUGGAUAUGUAGCAAACGAGUUAUCAUUUAGUUGAAAUUGAUGCCGCAAAGCAGAAAAUAAUGUCCAAAAUAAUUUUUCUGUGUUGAAAUUCACUGCAGAAUUAAAACAUGGAAUUGGAGGUUAAACAAAGUCUGUAAGCGUAGCUAGAGGUACAAUAAAACAGCUUAGAUCAUUGUGUACUCAUGUUUAAGAGUGGCCUAGUCAAAGUCAUUACCUACUGGUAAAUACAACUGAGAAUCUGUAACGAUCAAAUGCUUCCUGACUGAGCUUGUGAAGGUUGUAGUCAUAGUUGUGAAACUAUAAAUACAGCAUUGGGUGUUUCUACUAAGGACUGACUCAGGUAGAGAUAAAUGCAAAUGCACACCACACUUUUAAGAUUUGUAAUUCUGGGGGAAAAAAACAAACCCAUGCAGCUCAUUUAUUUAUUCUGUUUAUUUGUCAAGGCAGGUAUGGGGACUGUUAGUUAAAGGUUAAUUGCUUUAAAUAAUGGCACACCAGAACAUUAUCAGAUAGUUGUAGGUAAUUAGAUAUUUGAGUUGUGAUUUUCUGACAUGAAUUGGCUGCAAGCUGCUUUAAUAUGUCAUUUUCUAAUCUUCAUACAUGUUAUUUGGAUAUUAAAGCCUGAAGUUCUGCCACUGCCUCGCCCUGUGUGAAACCGGGAUGGUUUCCGACCCCCGAGGUUUUCAGGAAAGCAAAGUCGGGCUCUCUGAAAACAGAAAAUACUUUAGCAGUUCUACGAGGUCAACACUAGAUGGCGCAGUUUAUCUGAUUCAGAUACUAACCUUGAUGCCUGAAUGUCCCUUAACUUUUAAACCACUAAACAAUCUGCUGAUGUUUUAAUAAUUUACCGAUGUUUCCCGGCAGAUGUCCGUGUUUGAAUUCCAAAUAUGUGCUCUGUCCGUCCGCCUAAAGAUUCCUCCACUUCUGUAAACAAAGUUCCUGUUCAGCCUUUUGCCUGAAUAAGGCAGUGCUCCUCACUUUUUGUCCCUGUUAACCCUUCACAUCCCAUACCGCUGCUGCACUCUGAAGGUAAAUUGCAAUAAAAAGGAUUCAUGCAAAAACAUUAAAACAGUGAUCUGAAGAGAUUCCUGAUAUCUUUGGCAUCACAUCAUCCUGGAUCCUGUGACAGGAGGAGCAAAGAUUCAGUGGUGGAGAUGACAAAGAUGGAUGAAUUCAGAGAGUUUCCUCCUCCUUCUCCUUUAUCCUAUUUUGGGAGGUUCACAUAAGCAAUCUGAACUCUCUCUCCCCUGAACAAGCAUCUUUAUGAAACGCUGAGAUGUAAGUUGUGAUCUUCUGCACAAGGUUUAACAGAGGAGAAAGAAAGCGAGACGGGAGUGUUGCAUCCAGAACUCUGUCAUCAGAGGAGCUGGUUUGCAUCCUGAUAACAGCUAACCAGGUUCGCUAAUAAGACAUGGAGUCAAAAAAUGAAGGGUCAACGCUGUUGACCAGUGAGAAACUGGCCUCUAUUGAGGAUGAAGAUGUUCUCAACAAAAUGCUGGACAGUGCAGCAGAUUUUGAAGAGAGGCGGAUGAUUCGAGCUGCUCUGAGGGAUCUGCUCAAGAAAAAGAGAGAAAAACGGGAGCAGGAGCGCGGGGUGAGGCAGCAAGACCUGAAACAGCAGGGCUUGAAUAAAGGAGGGACGACUGGAGGAGCAGUCAGCGUCGGAAGAGCAGUCGUGAACCAGCAGCCGUCGGUGAACAAGUCAGCAGGUCAGCCGUCGUCCUCCACUCCAAUCGGCAAGACCGUAGGCAGGCCCGGCCCUGCUGUUGUCUCAGCCCAGAAAUGUUCCUUUGCUGAACCACCCAACGCUAAAAAUGUCAAACAAAUGCUUCUGGACUGGUGCAGGGCCAAAACAGAGCCAUAUGAGGGGGUAGACAUCCAGAACUUCUCCUCCAGUUGGAAAGACGGCAUUGCCUUCUGCGCCUUGGUGCACCGAUUCUACCCCGACGCGUUCGAAUACUCCACCCUGAACCCCUACAAGCCCAGGGACAACUUCCAGCUGGCUUUCAGCACUGCAGAGAGGCUGGCAGGCUGCCCUCCCCUGCUGGAUGCUGAGGACUUGGUGCGGAUGAAGGAGCCCGACUGGAAGUGUGUGUACACGUACAUCCAGGAGUUUUACCGCUGCCUGGUGGAGAAGGGGCUCGUCAAAACCAAGAAGCGCCCAUAAGUCUCCGAGAGCCCACGAGUCACUGUGAUCUUUCCAGAUAAACGCAGCGAGAGAAAAUUGAGGUCAAAAGGACGACUUUGUGAUCAUGUCCAGAUAAAUAUUUACCAUUCGAUCGGAGCCAUUUCACUGUGAACAAGCGGUGACAAGUGGUUGGUAUUAGUUCGCAGGGAAUUGUUGCUGUCUGUGUGAUUUAAGAGAACAGCUGGUGCUUAGGGUCAGUUCAUUCCUCUGAGAUUACACAUCUGCAUUAAUCCCACUGUGAGUCUGAGCAUGACCUUCGUGAUGAUGAUGAUGAUGAUGAUGCUGUUGUCCAGCACUCGCUGCAGUUUGUGCGUCAGUUAAAUAAAUACUUAUUUCAUUA
Poecilia latipinna (sailfin molly) is the source of this 2547-nucleotide messenger RNA. RefSeq names its product smoothelin a (gene smtna). The record is from RefSeq and is a predicted model, not a curated record. Bases 1431 to 2186 code for a protein of 251 amino acids. Gene Ontology annotation, molecular function: protein binding. The transcript has 8 exons. Lineage: Eukaryota; Metazoa; Chordata; Actinopteri; Cyprinodontiformes; Poeciliidae.